Saprolegnia parasitica CBS 223.65 is the source of this 443-nucleotide messenger RNA. RefSeq lists its product as hypothetical. Lineage: Eukaryota; Oomycota; Saprolegniomycetes; Saprolegniales; Saprolegniaceae. The record is from RefSeq and is a predicted model, not a curated record. The coding region runs from base 41 to 349 and encodes 102 amino acids. The transcript has 2 exons.
CAUUUGUGAAAUCCCUCGGAAUCCCUACAGUCAGUACACCAUGCUCAGCAUCCGUCGCGCCGUCGUUGCCCGCGCCCCCGCCACGCUCUCGGCGGCUGCCAUGCCCACCCGCUCGUUCUCGGACAAGUGGACCGAGAAGGAGUUGGCUGAGGAGAAGCGCUACUUCAACAAGGAAGACGAGAAGGCUCUCCGCCAGCUCCUCGCCAAGAUGAAGGGCCAGGUCGACGGCAAGGACGCUGCCAAGGCCCACGAAGCCGCCGAGAAGAAGCACCUCUCGCAGAUCCUCGGCUCGGACGUCUCGGCCGACGCCAUCGAGAAGCUCCUCAAGUGGAAGCACGACCAGCACUAAGCGCCACCAUGAUCGUGAUGAUGAAAUGAAUCAGUAUGCAUUAAUCCUCUACCCACAGUCUGACCCACAGCCUUGGCGUGGUUGCCAUUCGGGC